Messenger RNA from Alternaria metachromatica, 633 nucleotides. RefSeq lists its product as uncharacterized. The coding region runs from base 1 to 633 and encodes 210 amino acids. NCBI's taxonomy places the organism in Eukaryota, Fungi, Ascomycota, Dothideomycetes, Pleosporales, Pleosporaceae. Gene Ontology annotation, cellular component: nucleus; cytosol. The transcript has 3 exons. Gene Ontology annotation, biological process: protein deubiquitination. Gene Ontology annotation, molecular function: cysteine-type deubiquitinase activity; cysteine-type endopeptidase activity. The record is from RefSeq and is a predicted model, not a curated record.
AUGCCAAGAAUACAAGGAAUCGCAUUGGCUGGGGAUGUCGCGCAGUUGGCCGCCAACGGCCAGGAUCUAGUUCAGCUGGACUCUAACGACUUUUAUCAGGUGAUUCUGCAACGCUUGCAAGUCGCCAGUGCGACACAAGAGUGGGAAGAGGACUUCCGCGCACUAUUCCAGCUCGACAGACAAGAGCACGCUGGCCCUCAAAUUCUUAAGAUCAAACUCGCCAUCUUCCAAAUGAAAAAGUCGGAAAAGAAAGACAAACACGGCAAUCCGCAGCCUGCUACAGAACACAAGAUCAACCACCGCAUGGCUCACCCCAACAUACUCGACCUAACUCAAUAUCAAGAGAAUGCUCAUCUUCCCCUCCGCUACCGGCUAUCUAGUGUCAUCUCUCACUCUGGCGAAGGAACAGAGACCGCAGGCGGACACUACAUCGCGAGUGUUCGCGGCCCAGGCGACCGCAUUACUUGUAUCUCUGAUUCUGUAACGGAGACUUUUACACAAGCUCAAUUUGAAGCAAGCCCACAGGUGGCGAGAAUAUCUCCUCCAGCAAAGGAGGUUUAUGUACUCACCUAUCUGAGGGAUGACGGGAGGUUGCAACGGGAGAUGAAAAAUCUCGAGUCGACGUUGAAUUGA